CUCGCGCCGGACGGCAGCAUGGGUCACCCGGAGACUCUCCCCUCUCCGGCGCGCCGGCAGCGACGGCUCUCCGCCGCCACCGACUUCGCCGUCACCUUCUUCGUAGCCACCCUGCUCACCACCUGCGCCUGGAAGUCGAUCUGGAUCCUGCUGGACGCGGCCGUGUUCCCGAACGCGGCGCGCCCGUCGGCAUGGACCUCGUUCACUAUCGGCGCCGUAGUGGUUUACAUGCAGACCUUUAUGCGCGAUCGGCUGCAGCUGUAUUUCUUCCGCGGCAGUGCCGGCGCGGCGCGGCGCCUGGCCGCGCGCGGGGUGGUCGUGUGCCUCUGGAUCGGAGUGGUGUCUCUGUGGCGUGGCGUGUUCCUCCUGAUGGACACCGACUCGGGCCUCUCGUGGUUCUCCUACGGCAUGUUCGCCGUCGCCGGGUUCGUCGUGUUGGCCAAGCUGCGCUUCCUGAACACGUGUGUGGCGCUGCCACUCGGCGUGGAUGUGGACCUGCCCAAGACGUUCUUCAGUUUCGAGUCGCCAUUGGAUACAACGCUGUCGGACGACUACCACCUGCGCACGAUGGACGCGUUCCUGAGCGUGGUGCUCACCUGUAUCAGCACCUUCCUGUGGCGCGGACUGUGGGGGUUCUUCGACAAGAUCGUCCUGCCCGGCGACCCGCCCGUCUCCACGGCCAUCUCACUGGGUGUGGGUUUCGUGGUGUGCGCGCUGAGCUACGCCAUCCAGUGGCCGGUGGUGCGGUGGUACCGCCUGCUGCCCUUCGUGCCGGCGCUGACCGCCCACGACCUCCUGGCCCUGUUCGGACUGACGGGCGUCAUCAACGUCUGGCGCGGCGUCUUCCUCUUCUUUGACGUCAUCCUUCCCGCUGACAUGGAGCCUUCGCUGCGGCUCGGCUCGGCUGCCGCGGUCUCGGUGGCCUCCGUGCUGCUGCUGAUGCUGUUCAGGAUGUCGAAGAACCUGCUUCUCUGCGGCGUUCAGCGCGACCUCAUCGGCCCCCUACCCUUCAACUGUAGGUGUUUGUCACGUCUGCUGCAGGCCAAGUCGUUAAUCAGCUAUGUGGCUCCGAAGCCGACAGCGAGACCGAUACCGAUUCCCGGUCAGAUGUUCGUCCACAUCCCGAGAGAUAUUGACGGAAAGCCGGAGACGCUCAUCUGAGGGAUGGCACACCCGGCCGAGCGACAACUCAUCUGAAAAUGCACUCGUCUCAGGUGGUACUCCCUUGAGAAUGAAUUCGUCCGACGACCGGGCGGCUCAUGUAAGAGGUACUCGGCUGAUGAGGCUCGCACCUGAAGGUGCUUUCUGGGAACCGACCUGGCCCGAUUUUCUUCUGAGCGAGAAGUAAGUGUUAUGGGAAGGUAUAUAAAGAUCCGGCUUAUUAACAGUUCCCUGAGGAGCGAGGCUACGCGAGACCUCCGGAACGAUCUUAGUGUGUGGAGGAGUAGGAGAAACUUUGGGAAGAAGGUAAUCCUGUGCGUCUUUAAUGGUUUUGGCACAGCAUCCCGAAUCGUCCCGCGCAGACAGGAGGGCCUCAGUGAUAAAUAUGUGCUAGUUUUAUGUGUGGCUUACCUUUAUUUUCUUCGAACAUACAUUUAAACUGAAAUGAUGUUUAGGGCUCAAUUUAUUGUACAGAAACGGUUUAAGACACUUCUUUUAACAUAACACUGUUCAAAUGGUGUACUGCAGACUAAACUCAGCGAAUAUAAGCUGUAUGCAUGCAUGUUACGCAUACAUAUAGUUACAACCUACAACGGUGCUAAGAAACAUACCUACCUAUUCUUUGAAGUCGCUUUUCCAUGCUUCAAAUUUGUUUUUGUAAAUAAAUACCUACGGCGGGAUUCAUAAACAACAAUACAAAAGGCCUGCCAUGAAUAAUGAAACCCAGGUUCAUCGCUGAUUUUAAAAUAUAAAUGUAAAUAUGUAUGCUUUUUAAUGUUUAAGCGGUGCUAAAAUGUGUUAGCACCUACACGGCUGAACCGACGUGGGAAAUGUCACGUCAUGAAUUGGUGCAUUCGUAAGAUGAAUGAGUGCAUCUUUGAAGUGUGUGUAAUGAGAUGAUAUAUUUUUAUAGCACAUAGAGCUUAUGCGUCAGGUUUGUGGGUAAUUUUGUGAACAUAUUUAUUUACUUGAUGUAAUAGUAGGAUGACGCAGCCUGUGUUGCACCGUUCACGAGCAAGUGCAGCACUUAUUACGAAUCUGACGGGCAUUUAGACGUGCCUUUACGAGUAUCGCAAAAUGCAAUAUGACCCGCGUGAAAACCACUUGUCCCGCGCAAUUGUUCCGCGAACCAAACUCAUAAACAUAAACCUCUGCUUCUGCAUGCCGAAUAAAUAUUGAUAGAUGCGAUCUGAAUUAGGAAACACUGCUUUCAAUUAUCCCUUGUGAAAGCACGUCGCUUGCAGCUGUAACUUGUUGCUGAACUAUGCAACGAUACCAAUGUACACUGUAGUGUACACUGUACACAUCUGAUGUAUAUUGUAUAGCAUAUAGUUACGUAUGUAAGUACAGAGGCCUCUUGCACCAAACUACCUAGCUAGGUAAAAUCGAAAAACCGGUUUCAGAAUAAGCUAAUCUAACGGUGGUAAAUUUGUUUGCAAUAGCCCAAUGCAUAAUCAUACAUGUGCUUGCUAAAUUUUGCACGCAAAUUGUUACAUUUGAGACUUGGACUGGGUAUACGAUGCAAAAUAAUCCAAGCAUUGGUGCAAGAGGAUUUUGGUGCAAGAGGCCUCAGGUGAGAUCAAAUCUGCAAGUGAUUUAUUUCAUUGUGAUGACGCUUAGACAGUUGUACUCUUAGUGUAGAAAAUAAUGAUAACUUGGUGUGCUUGUAAGCCGUAUGUUUUUUGAUCGAUGUGUCAAAUAAUAAUUGCUCGUAAUUGUCUUGACCUAGAGGCGGGUUUUCGCAAACUUCCGUGUAUUUACACGCCGUUGUUAUAGUCACCGGUUGUUGUGAAACGUUUCGUAAUUUAUGUGCAGUACUGAAGCAAUACAAUAAAAUACUGGUCCAUACGGAAUGCAAAUACAAAAUAACACAUACCAAACACAUA
This is a messenger RNA of Amphibalanus amphitrite, 3047 nucleotides long. RefSeq lists its product as uncharacterized. The record is from RefSeq and is a predicted model, not a curated record. Bases 19 to 1161 code for a protein of 380 amino acids. Lineage: Eukaryota; Metazoa; Arthropoda; Thecostraca; Balanomorpha; Balanidae. The transcript has 5 exons.